Molecule: messenger RNA, 319 nt
Organism: Dentiscutata erythropus
Lineage: Eukaryota; Fungi; Glomeromycota; Glomeromycetes; Diversisporales; Gigasporaceae
Source: the annotation of a GenBank genome assembly
ACCAAAAAUUCAAAGAAUAUGAAUCACCCUGCCAGUCCUGUGUUUUCUUUUCGUUUGUUAAUUUGCGGUGGAUCAGACAGUGGAAAAACCAAUAUGAUUCUUAAUCUUCUUCUUGGAAAUAAAAUUCAACAUUUGCUUAAGGGAAAGAAAGGGGAACGGGAAAACGUGACAUUUCGCGCAUUAAAAGCAGAUGCAAUUCCAGACAUAACUAAAUUUUCCCCAGAUAGGAAUACAGUUGUAGUCUUCGAGGAUCUUUGUGCUGAAUCAAAGAAAAUUCAAGAUCGGAUUGUUCCAUAUUUUAUUAGUGGCCGGCAUCAAG